This is a messenger RNA of Poecile atricapillus (Black-capped chickadee), 762 nucleotides long. RefSeq names its product large ribosomal subunit protein mL42-like. The record is from RefSeq and is a predicted model, not a curated record. Bases 250 to 690 code for a protein of 146 amino acids. The transcript has 6 exons. Gene Ontology annotation, cellular component: mitochondrial large ribosomal subunit. Lineage: Eukaryota; Metazoa; Chordata; Aves; Passeriformes; Paridae.
GAACAACGGUUGAACAUUGGAACAGGCUCCCCAGGGAGAUGGUGGACUGACCAUCACUGGAGGUAUUCAAGAAAUGACCGGACAUGGCACUUACUGCCGCGGCCUAGGAGUCAAGGUGUAGAUGGCUCAAAGAUUGGACUGGACGAUCUCAGAAGUCUUUUCCAACCAAACUGAUUCAAGGGUGUUCUGCAGAGAAAAAGUUCUUUGAGUUCCAUCUUGUCCAGGACUGGUUUCCUCUCUGCUGUCAGCAUGGCAAUGUCACUUAGAUCUGCGUGGUCCCACCUCUUUCGGAUGCGUUCAGUAGCAACCUGUAAGCAGGUCCCACUGCAGAAUGGAUCUGUGUAUCAUGCUUGCCAUAAAUCUACAUUCUCAGUUCUCCCUGAAGACUACAAUUGCAAAGUGGAACUUGCAGUGACAUCCGAUUUGAAGACAAUUGUCUGCUACCACCCUUCACUUGAGAUUCCAUACGAGCAUACAAAACCCAUACCACGGCCAGAUCCGGUGAAUAAUAAAGAAGAAAACCUCGAUCAAGUUUUAAAAUCCAGAUUGAAUGAAAAAGAGCUAAAGAACAGUAGAGGUCCUACAAUUGAAGAGCUCAGCAAAAUGUUUUACACAACAAAACAUCGCUGGUAUCCUGUGGGACAGUAUCAUAGAAGACGCAAGAAUCCUAAUCCUCCUAAAGACCGAUAGCAAAAAUAACUUCUUGUUCAUCAGGACUUUGCUGUUAAUUUUGAUUGGAAAUAAAAGUUUUAGAAAGUGUCA